Cynocephalus volans (Philippine flying lemur) is the source of this 4453-nucleotide messenger RNA. It is a transcript of the gene NCK2, whose product is annotated as NCK adaptor protein 2. Gene Ontology annotation, molecular function: receptor tyrosine kinase binding; signaling adaptor activity. Gene Ontology annotation, biological process: negative regulation of endoplasmic reticulum stress-induced eIF2 alpha phosphorylation; cell migration; signal transduction. Bases 290 to 1432 code for a protein of 380 amino acids. The transcript has 5 exons. The record is from RefSeq and is a predicted model, not a curated record. NCBI's taxonomy places the organism in Eukaryota, Metazoa, Chordata, Mammalia, Dermoptera, Cynocephalidae.
CGGCGCAGACAAAGAGCGGCGCCUGGGCGGCGCAGCGCGGCCGCCGCCCCGGGACCCGCGCCGCUGCCCUCCGGCCUCGGCGGGCGGCCCACGGCGAGAUUUCAUGUGUUCCUUUUAUGCAGUUGACAUCCCAGAUCAUAAUUCCCUGCUGAGAUUUGAGAAUUUGGAAAAUUCUUGCAGCUUUAUAACAUCAGAGGUAUAAUCAGCUGAAAAAUUCAUCUUUUUGAAGAGUUCUGCAUUUCGCCAGUUGCCUCUUGUAACUGUGUGCCAAAGAAGGACUCCAUGAAAGAUGACAGAAGAAGUUAUUGUUAUAGCCAAGUGGGACUACACUGCCCAGCAGGACCAGGAGCUGGACAUUAAGAAGCAUGAGCGCCUGUGGCUGCUGGAUGACUCCAAGACAUGGUGGCGGGUGAGGAACGCGGCCAACAGGACGGGCUAUGUGCCGUCCAACUACGUGGAGCGGAAGAACAGCCUGAAGAAGGGCUCCCUUGUGAAGAACCUGAAGGACACACUGGGCCUCGGCAAGACGCGCAGGAAGACAAGCGCGCGGGACGCGUCCCCGACACCCAGCACGGACGCCGAGUACCCCGCCAACGGCAGCGGCGCCGACCGCAUCUACGACCUCAACAUCCCCGCCUUCGUCAAGUUCGCCUACGUGGCCGAGAGGGAGGACGAGCUGUCGCUGGUGAAGGGCUCGCGCGUCACCGUCAUGGAGAAGUGCAGCGACGGCUGGUGGCGGGGCAGCUACAACGGUCAGAUCGGCUGGUUCCCCUCCAACUACGUGCUGGAGGAGGCGGACGAGGCGGCCGCCGAGUCCCCGAGCUUCCUGAGCCUUCGGAAGGGCGCGGUGCUGAGCAAUGGGCAGGGCGCGCGGGUGCUGCACGUGGUGCAGACGCUGUACCCUUUCAGCUCCGUCACCGAGGAGGAGCUCAACUUCGAGAAGGGGGAGACGAUGGAGGUGAUCGAGAAGCCCGAGAACGAUCCAGAGUGGUGGAAAUGCAAGAACGCCCGGGGCCAGGUGGGCCUUGUCCCCAAAAACUACGUGGUGGUGCUCAGUGACGGGCCAGCCCUGUACCCCGCCCACACCCCGCAGAUAAGCUACACGGGGCCCUCGGCCAGCGGGCGCUUCGCGGGCAGAGAGUGGUACUACGGCAACGUGACGCGCCACCAGGCCGAGUGCGCCCUCAACGAGCGGGGCGUCGAGGGCGACUUCCUCAUUAGGGACAGCGAGUCCUCGCCCAGUGACUUCUCCGUAUCUCUUAAAGCAUCAGGGAAGAACAAGCAUUUCAAGGUGCAGCUCGUGGACAAUGUCUACUGCAUUGGGCAGCGGCGAUUCCACACCAUGGACGAGCUGGUGGAACACUACAAAAAGGCGCCCAUCUUCACCAGUGAGCACGGGGAGAAGCUCUACCUCGUCAGAGCCCUGCAGUGAUGGCGGCCCGCAGGCCCUGUGCCCAGCCAGCUCCAGGCCCUCAGUGCCACACUCGCCCCCAGGGCCAGCGGUCAGCCAGCUUUCCUGCUCUGCGGAGGGUCCGUCUGCUGGUGGCUCACCUUGACCGGCUUCCUCUGGCUUCCUUUGCCUUGUCUGUCUUUCUGUUCAGCUCACUCUGUUGCUUUGUUUCCCAUUUGCCAUCCCAGGCCUCACACCCAUGCUUGAGCCCACCACCCCCACCCUCCAGCCUGGUUUAAAGGAUGGGAGGUGGAAAGGGGCGAGCUUGUUCACUAUAUUUCUUUUCCAUUGGAAACGGCGAGAGUGUCUUUAGAUUGCUCAUGCCAACAGAAUCCUCAUUAGAAAGGCAUUGAGCACAGCCUGAAUGCACUGGAGCCCUGGGCUCCUCUGCCUGCCAGGCAGCAGAUGCAGUAUCCCUGGUCCCAGCGGCCCUUGUUCCUUGUCCUGUGCCAUGAUGUGGCUCCCAGACUCUGCAGGGAGUGAGCGCCCAUGCUGAUAGCAAUACUGGAACCACCAGAGAGACAGCAGUGAGCAAAUUGUCCAGUGCCUUGGGGCUGUGCUUGCAAUAAAGAGAGAAUUCCCUUGAAAGUCAGUCUGCAGAAGAGGGAACCAUGACUCAGAAGGACAGAUGUUUUGGUAAUUUACCCCACAUGUGCCAUCCACAUAGUGCUUUUUCCUCUUGCCCUUCGGCUUGUUUGAAUUUCACAAUUAUGUAUUUAAUUCUCGAAGUAAUAUGUAUCUGUAGCCGUUUGUUGACACUAAUGCAGAUGAUUUAAGGAAAAGAGCUGAUCUAAGGGGAAGGGGGGCUACCAACACUUUAUACACACGCACACACAGUAUAUAUAUACAUAUAUAUAUAUAUAUGUAUAUGUAUAUGUAUAUAUAUAUAUAUAUAAUUUGCUUUACAGGGAAAUUUUUCAGGGUUUACAAAAGAAUAUGUGAUUGGUAGUAAGAGACACAGAAUGUUUAUGUAGAAAUUGCAUUUUCUCUUUUCUUGACAUUUGAACUUCUUUAUAGUUUAAAAAUACAUUCUUGAGAUGGCACAUUCCUACGAUUGAAGAAGGGGUCUUGAGAUCCCCUAAACUUGCAUACCCAGUUUUUUGGAUAUUGUAAUAAAAAAAAAAGUAUUAUGACAAGACUCUGUGUGUAUUUAUCUGGAAAGAGUCAGAGUCAGGGAGAGUCAUGACUGCAGCAUUUACUGAACACUCAUUGCUGAAAGGGAACAUUUUUAGGAAGGAGUUUAACAUGUUUAUUACUUGUUUUCUUUUUUCAGAGUGUGUUCUUUUCCUACCCCCACAGUUUUGUAUAUUGAAAUAAUAGGUUUUAAUUAGUGAAACUCCAAGAGAACUCAGAAUCUCAAGCUUGGUCUUCACUUUACUCUCUGGAAAUUAUUUGUUAAAAAAUGUUUUACUGCACCGCUCUCAGCAGAGCUCUCGUGGUCGGUGUACCUCUCCCCUGCUGUUUUGCUCAGCAAGUGCCCACUGGCACUGCCAGCAUUGCCAGUCACUGGCACUGCCAGGCAUGGGCAGUGCAACCCAGUGGUGCAGGUUUUGUGCCCCUGAGGCCAGCCAUCACCAGUACGUAUUGAGCACCCUCAGGGCCAGGCACAGGGUCCCCAUUUGUUCCUCCUCCACCCUGUGAGCUGGGUCCUGCUCUCAUCCCCAUCUUACAGAUGAAGAAAGCGAGGUACGAAGUCAACACACAAAGACACUGGGCCAUCGCGGGGCAUGGCGGGGAUGCAAGCCAGGGGUCUGCCCCAGGCCGGGCCCUUCCCACCCAGCCUAGGAGGGAAUGCAAGAGGAGUGAGGCGUUUCAUGAGAGUUUGCAGUUAGCGUACCGCUCCUGUCUCCUGUGAGUUAAUUGCAUCUUUUCAUUGCCUUUGAUGGUAAUAAAUUAGAAGUUUGGUAUCUGGUACCUGAGGUUGGCAGCACCCAGUCAUCUCUGAAUAGAGUUUUAGAUGAGUGAGGCAGGUCAUUACCCUAGACAAAAUACCUCUGUUCUGUGCCUUAUCCAUGGAAAAACAAUUCCUGCAGACUGUUAAGAUUCACUGUUGUGCAUUACAUUUUGAUCUUUUGCUAGAGUCCCUCUAAAAAAAUGAGUGCAUGGUCAGCCAAAGGACUGUGACUUACAUGUGGCAAUUUGUGAGGAAGCGAGCAAUCAAAGGAUGGAACACAGACACACAUUUGGCUUCAGGAGCUUCUUCAAGGCUCGUAGUUGUAACUGAUAGUUUUUUCAUUCGUGUCACAUCUGCCUUGUGAGAGUCUCCCGGCUGCCUGCACUAGGUCAGCAUCAGUUAACAUGUAUUUUAUUAAGGAACCGGCACCCCAGGAUGUCCUGGCAUCAGGUGGGUUGAUAGUCCAGGAUGAGCCUAUAGAGAGAGUGGGUGGUCAAGGAAGGAUCCCAUGGGGUGUGGAUAACUAAUGCUUUGGGCAGGUGGCACUAAUGCCACCAACCUUCCUGCAAACCCAGAGAUCUGGACAAAUCUUGUUUUGCUACUCCAUUGCCUCUGUACAGACAGCAGAGGACAGUGAAGGUUAGUCAUUAUAUAGCUGGAUAACUUUGCACACUUCGCAUUUAAACGUGCCUUCAUUUUAUGUAAACACUGUGCCACGUGUGAAUCCCACAGAAGUUCAGUACAUAACCACCCAGCCCUUCACAGGCAGCUUACGGCCAAAUGCCGUGAAGUGUUGUUUCUAGGGAACUAUAACUGUCACCUUUUUUCUCAAAGUGCAUCACAAAUUAAAAUCUUUAAUUAGAAUCUUUAUAACUUCUGAAACUGACAUUUCCAACCAAAAUAUUUUCAGUGCCAGUACAAUUUUGUCUUUUGGUUUCUGUGUGCUACCUGGUUUGUAAUGAACUUUUCUAUCAUUCUUGCUGCCCAAUGCAAGUCUGGCAAAAUAAUUUCUUAACACCAGAGUUUAGAACUGAAAGGAUAGAAAAGUUUGAAAGUAUUAUUUAAGAUAUCACUUUUCAAUAAACGGCCUGGUUUGGGCCUUUUUCUCA